AUGAGGCAAAUGUUAUCUAUAAAGUUGAAGUCCUCCAAUAGGUUGUGUAAUAAGUCUAUCCCUCUCCUUUUGCUUAUAUCCUUCGGGAUGUUGAUCAGUGUGACUGAAAUUCAGACGAGCUGCAAGGCAGAUGAUAGUCCAGGGUUCUUCUUGAAAAUUACCAAAAAUGUUCCUCGCUUGGGACGACGCUCGGACAAGGAAUUUGUGCAAGGAUUUUGGAAAAAUUAUAAGGCCAUACCACGCAUAGGAAGAAGUGUGGAAAAUCAACAGGAUGUGGACCCCUUAGCCAAUUGGCUGCAAACACAGUCUCCAAAAAUUCCUAGUAAACGAGUUCUACUGAAUCCCCACUUAAGUCGUUUGGCCACGGAAAAUGAGUUAAGUGUAGUACAACCGGUUAAUUCGAAUACCUUAAGAGAACUGCUGAACAAAAAUGCCAUACCACGGGAUAAUGUGAAGUUUGUCCAUUGGAAAGAUUUCGAUCGUGCUUUACAAUUGGAUAUGGAGCUGUAUGGCAAAGUUAGUUCUUUGGGUCUCAAACCAGAUCAGCUACUAAAGCAGGACAUCUCCGGAGGCAGUUAUAUACCGUUGAUGGAAAAUGGUAUAGAUGCUGAUGGCACAGAUUUUGCUCUCUACACCCGAGAAGGAGGUUUGGAAGGUCCAUAUGCUUCUGACUUUCUACGCUAUAAUAGUGUUUAG
This is a messenger RNA of Stomoxys calcitrans (stable fly), 696 nucleotides long. RefSeq lists its product as uncharacterized. The record is from RefSeq and is a predicted model, not a curated record. Lineage: Eukaryota; Metazoa; Arthropoda; Insecta; Diptera; Muscidae. The coding region runs from base 1 to 696 and encodes 231 amino acids. The transcript is spliced from 3 exons.